CAGCACAUUUUUCCCAUGAAGGCUGAGCGGAGUGGUCGGGUGAGAGGGUGGACGGGAUGUAGAGCUUCUCAGGCGGAUGAGAUUUGGAUCAUUACGAGUUUAUCCGUCUGCUAACAUCUGUUUUAACAUCUGAUGAUUAUCAUUAAGUGGCAGGAGAUGCAUUCACAGCCUUGAUUGUCUCGCCUGUGGUGUUACUGUAGAGCUGAUAAUGCUAAAAAUGCAGCUGCCGCUGAAGAAGGCGGAGGAGGGAGAGGAGACGGCCGAGGACGAGAAGGAGCAGUCCGGUCUGUUCCCGGAGCUGGCCUUCACAGCUGCUUCGGGCAGGCUGCUUCAGGAGCCUACCGAGGAACCAGGAGCUCCGUUUUUAACCAAAGAAUCGGUUUAUGAAUGGUUUGGUCUGCAUCUGAGCCCGGCCAAGCGUAUCGAGUUCAUGUACGGACUGCUCCAUAUGUGCCAGCCUUUGGAGCUCCGCUUUCUGGGCUCCUGUCUGGAGGACCUAGCUAGGAAAGAUUUCCAUGUUCUCAGAGACUUUGAGAUAAGAGCCAACUCCUCCAGUGAUCUCGGCCUUUUGACGGAUGUAACUGACCCAGUGGCUAGAUCUAAGCUUCUGGUCUGUCUUUCUCUGCUGGGAUCUGAUAACAGGGAAUGUGCUGGGAUACUGUUUCGGAUACUGAGCCAUGUGGAUCCCGCCCUGUUGCUGGUGUCCUCCUACCCAGGCUCUCAGGCUUUCGAUGCUUUUCGUUCCCUGUCUGGAGAUUCAGACGAAGAUGGCACACACAACUGUGGUGGCUUUGAACCAUUUGUUGAAUCCCGGGCUGGACUGCUGGAGCAGCUGGCGGUGCUUUUCACCAUGGCUUCCCUUCACCCUGCCUUCCUUUUCCACCAGAGAGGAAAACUGAGAAUGCAGCUAGAAAAACUCGAGCAGGAUCUUAUUCAGCGACAAAACAGGCGACAGUGCGUCCAUCACAACACCCAUGCACCACCCCAGGGCCAGCCAGAGUGCCACUUCACAAAUUCACAGGUCAAUGCGAAUGAGAAAACACAAACCCAUAACCUGGCACCCGCUCAUCCCAGUAGAAGGGCAGAAAGGGAAGGUAAAGCUCAUGCAGUCCACAUAGAGAAGAUUGUGUUGAAGGGCAUCUCAAGGGGCAAGACUGAACGGGAAUACAGUUUUGAGGUGAAGUGGUCUGACAUGUCAACAAGCUCCAUUACAAAAACACAUCUUGAAAUGAAGAAUUUUCUGUUCCAGCUUCCAAAGGAACACUCCACAGACUCUUUUGAGAGGAGUAUAUUACAGUUACUCAGCCAGAAGAAUGAGGGCAGAGAGGUGGAGCAAUCACUGAAAGAGAAGUUUCUGUCUGCACCACAUGCUUUCCGGCAGACAGGGAAGGUUUGUGGCUUUUUCCACUGUGGCUCCUUGUCUUCCCCCAGCCUCUCCUGCAGUCGAAGGAAGCCUUAUAAAGAGGACUGUUCCGAGGCAUCAAGUCAAGAGGAAGAUAUGGAACCGUAUGUUCAGGAGCAUCGUAAGAAACCUGGCAACAAAAGUCCUGGUCUUAACAUGAGGAGUUCAGAAGGCAAAAGGACAGAUCAUGGCUCAGAUAACAACAAUCUAACAGAGUGGAGGAAAAAGAGUUGCACACUGAAACCCAUUUGCACCCAGUACACUAAGCCAGCAGGGGGAGAAGGAGAGAAUUCAAGCACUAAGCCAAAGGCUAGAUCAGCCACUUCUGAUUGCAGUGAGAAGAGAGAGAGAGGUAUUGGAAGAGUCCCUUUUGUCAGCAAUGGAGUAAUGUCACUGCCAUCACCACGGCCUCAUCAGCCCAAAGGAAAAGACACUGCACCAUGUCAAAACACAUAUGGUGAGACAUCUUCUGAGAGUUACAGUUCACCAUCCAGCCCUCAGCAUGAUGGCAGAGAAAGCCUUGAGAGUGAGGAUGAAAAAGGCAAAGACACAGACAGCCAUUCAGAUGACUCAAGAAAGUCGGUUGCAGAUGCAGUCCUUGUCUGUCCUGUAACAGGAGGACUUGAUAAUGCCCUUCACUCACUUGUUCAAAUUGAACAUGGAGGCCAGGAAGUCCAACCUGAGGGCACAAUACAGGGGUACCCCCAGAUUCACUUUACCCAUCAUGCGCCAUACAAAAUGCCCAAUGGACCUGAAGUAUUAGUAUCCGCAAGCUGUCCAAAGGUGCCAGAUAACAAAGUAGGCACAGAGCUAAUGCUGCCACAUCCUGUGGUCCUGCCCACCCAAACAGUGGCCAUAGAUGACCGAGAGACAUGCUCCUCAGAGACUCCUUCUGCCGUCCCUUCUUUCAACACUUCAGUUCUUGGCCUCCAGCCUCCUGGAAGUCCGGUUUUGCAACCUAUCUUACAUAGGUUUAAAACAGCUGGGGCACAGUCUGGUACAGAGUGUGGAGUGCUGGUCCCGCCACCCCAUCAGACUCCACUGGGUGCCAUUAGUGUUGUUCAGUCUGGCACAACUUAUCCACCAGCACUUCAGGUGGGCUACGCCAACCCAGACCAAGUCCUCAGCUCAAUUAUUCCAGCAGAGUCUCAUACCAAGACUCCAGGAUUGACCCUUCCUUCUGCCCUGCCAGCCGCUUUCAAUCUGCCAACCGCCACUACGGGUAUUCCUCCGAUGGGGACUGUGGGCACAGCUUCUUCCAGUCCGGUGCCAGCUCCAGUGGUACCCACCCAUACACCUGGACCUGCCCCAAGCCCCAUCCCUGCUCUCACACACAGCAUUGCUCAGAGCGAUGGCGGUUACAUUAACAGCAGUGCUAGCAACAAUAUUCCCCAGCUGCCACAGCAACAGUUACCGGCUGCCCGUCCGGUUCUAGGCUGCAAUGCCUGCGGGUGUCGGGGCAGCUGUGGCAGCACCCACGUGCCUGACUACUACUUCCACGCACAGAUGGCCCCACGGCAAGUCUUCAACGUCCCGCCCAUCUUCCAACUGACGUCAUUGUGUAGCAGCAAUUACCUUAGCCAGCUCAACCAGACUCCACAGACCAAUGGCGCCACCCAGGUGCCGUUCUACCCAACAGCCCCGAGUGCUUUUGCAGGUGGCACUCUACUGCACCAUCACAGCCACACACACUCUGACCAUGUAUUAGGUUCCCAAGCAGCCAAUUUUGGACUCCAACAAAUGACUGCCUUCAACCGCUUCUAUCAGCCCAUUUAUGCUACUACCAUGGUCCCAGGGGCUGGCGGUGGGCCAGGCAUGACCCUUGGUGCUGUGAGUGGGGGAAUCAAUAAGAAGAAUGGCACCAUCUCUUGCUACAACUGUGGGGGUAAUGGACACUACGCACAAGAUUGCAAACAGCCGCUCAUCGAUGCUACACAGCAAGGUGGCUUCCGACUGAAGUAUGCACCUCAUUCUGAAACACUAGACAACAAUCCUGACUGAAAGCCGCAACACUUGAAGCCUUGUUUUUUUGUCAGUAUUCCUGAUGGUCUUACGGAGGUCUUUCCACUCAUAGCAGAAGUGUUUUUAAUAGUGUACUGCACAUUUACAUUAUUUGUUCUUGAAUUCUGCUUUGAGGUCUUGGUAAACCUAGGAUAUUGCCUGUGGUGCUCUCACAUGGACAGAACCCAGAGAUACUUUUUAAGGUGGCUUAUAGGAGUGAUUGUUUGCUGAGGUAACUUGCACUGAAGACUGGCACGAGACAGUAGCUCAUGUUUAUUGAUCUAGAGACUUCUAGAAAAUUUCUUGAAUUAAAAAAAAAAUGAAGAUUGUAGUGAAAGUCUAUGGCUGUGUAGGAUGAGGGCCUGGUUAUGAAUAAUUGAAAACAGAAGGGCUUUAAGUGGGGCUGUUUUAUAGCGAGACAAGCAAUAUUGCAAAGGCAAUAUGGUGAUUAUCGUACAGAUCAUUGUGUCAAGGAUAUAUUUUAAUUCUUAGGUUGAAUUUUGUUGGAUUGAGGCUGUCAAAGAAAAGGCGAUUUUAUAGCCUUUUACCAUUUGGAUCUCCAGAGCUACUAAAAUUAUAAUUUUUGACAAAAUAUUUGUUUUACCUCAGGUUGACAUCAGUUCUUGCCAUAUGUGGUGUGUUUUAGGGUGUUCUGAGUUGUUAAGGGAAAUGGCAGAGGUGUACACUCUUGAAAUGGAUGGUUGUAUGUUUGACCCAGCUUCUUACCCCAGUUACCAAACUCUUAAUGAGUGGAAACCAAAUAUUCUUACAUGAUUGAGAGCAGAGGAAAUGUUUAUUAAACCGUAAGACAAAAGCAUUAUUAUUAUUAUUAUUAUUGUUAUGAGUGUUAUUAUUAAUUAUUAUUAUUGUUUACUGAAAGAUUCAGUAAGAUUUUGAGAGAUUUUUUUUUCUCUGACUUGUUUGAAUGUAUAUUUUGAUUGUCAGUAGUAAUGAUAUUUUUGUUUAGUUAAUGCUAAUCUUUAAAGAACUGACUUUUAGAGCAUUUUCCAGCUGAUAUAAUGUGAAAUGCAUAUCAAGGCACUGAUAAGCAUGAUGUUUAUAUCUGAGGUUAAUGCUACUGUUUCUGUUUGUUUAUUUGUUUUGUUCUAUAGUGAUAUGCACUAUACCAACUAGAAAUCCUGAAGCCUUGUUAUGAAAUGUUCAAAAACUGGUAAUUGCAACAGUAAAGCCUUUUUUUCUUA
This is a messenger RNA of Astyanax mexicanus (Mexican tetra), 4605 nucleotides long. Its product is annotated as leukocyte elastase inhibitor. Lineage: Eukaryota; Metazoa; Chordata; Actinopteri; Characiformes; Acestrorhamphidae. Gene Ontology annotation, molecular function: nucleic acid binding; serine-type endopeptidase inhibitor activity; zinc ion binding. Gene Ontology annotation, biological process: negative regulation of endopeptidase activity. The record is from RefSeq and is a predicted model, not a curated record. The transcript has 14 exons. The coding region runs from base 209 to 3403 and encodes 1064 amino acids.